AUGUUUUUAUGGCAACGCAAUGCUGCAUUGGAGACUCAGGAACGUGUACCAUGGGUAGCCCCUGACGACGCUGAAGGAAGUGAUGUCGACGUGAGCCCUUUGGACAUUGACAGUGAUGAUGACGACCCUACCUACGUUCCUGACGAAGGCCUUACUCAGGACGAUGCCUUUGACCCUCCUAACUCUAGAGCUCGCAAGGUCAAUGUUGUUGUCCCUCAAGCGAUGCCUAUGGAAGAGGAAGGUGAGCCUAACCCUAAGAGGUCUCGUGCUGAUGAAUGGAGAAGGAAAGACAUUGAUAUCCGUGCCCUGCCCAAACUUCAUUCAUCAGAAGCCUGA
Messenger RNA from Macrobrachium nipponense, 336 nucleotides. RefSeq lists its product as uncharacterized. The record is from RefSeq and is a predicted model, not a curated record. The transcript is spliced from 2 exons. NCBI's taxonomy places the organism in Eukaryota, Metazoa, Arthropoda, Malacostraca, Decapoda, Palaemonidae. The coding region runs from base 1 to 336 and encodes 111 amino acids.